Messenger RNA from Papaver somniferum (opium poppy), 606 nucleotides. RefSeq lists its product as uncharacterized. The coding region runs from base 1 to 606 and encodes 201 amino acids. Lineage: Eukaryota; Viridiplantae; Streptophyta; Magnoliopsida; Ranunculales; Papaveraceae. The record is from RefSeq and is a predicted model, not a curated record. The transcript is spliced from 2 exons.
AUGAAUCCUACACAAGUUCAAGGUUAUUUGGCUGGUAUUGAGCCACUAAAUGGCGCUAACUAUCUCAAAUGGAGGUCGCAUAUGGAUAUAGUUAUUUGUUACUUGGAGUAUGAUAUUGCUUUAAGAGAACCAAUGCCUCAAAAGCCUGUAGAUAAUUUUAAUAGAAGUGAAAAACAGAGUUUCUACAAGUGGGAAAAGGCAAACAGAAUGAGUAUUAUGAUCACUCGAGGUGCGAUUCCAGAUGCGAUUCGAGGUGGAAUUCCAAUGAAAGACAUGGCCAAAGAGCAUUUGAAUGUUAUUAAGUCACAAUUUAUGAGUUCGACAAAGUCGAUGGUUAGUGCGUAUAUGAGUCAGCUGACAUCAAUGAGGUAUAGUGGAGAUGGCAGUGUUCGAUAUCACAUACUUCAAAUGGAAGAUCUAAUAUACAGGUUACGAGGUCUGGAUAUGAACCUAAAUGAUGAUUAUCUAGUGAAACUCGCACAAGAAAAGCUUCAAGAAAUAAGGAAAGAACAAGAAACCUCAGGAACAGAAAAGGAAACACCAAAUGAUGAGUCUGAAGUUAACAAGAAUGGUAAGAAGUUUCCUCUUCCAUGGAAGCCUCCAUAA